This is a messenger RNA of Fibroporia radiculosa, 1392 nucleotides long. RefSeq lists its product as uncharacterized. Lineage: Eukaryota; Fungi; Basidiomycota; Agaricomycetes; Polyporales; Fibroporiaceae. Gene Ontology annotation, molecular function: protein kinase activity; ATP binding. The record is from RefSeq and is a predicted model, not a curated record. Bases 1 to 1392 code for a protein of 463 amino acids. The transcript has 6 exons. Gene Ontology annotation, biological process: protein phosphorylation.
AUGGACCACGCUGACGUUCACCCCGAUUCCAAGGACUACAACUUCUUUGUUAAGGAGUACAAUGCUGAUGUUACAGCAUCCCGGCUGAUCGAGGCAUGGCGGAACCAAGCCCCGGUGUAUCCACCUCCAGCGUUCAUUGCGGACGCACAACUGGCCGACUAUCUUGUUAUCGAGCAGGAUGGCCCAACCGAAGCGGGAGCAUCCCGCGCAGUAUCCCCCGUCGACUCGUUCGCGAGUGAGGGCGAUCUACAGUCUGAAAGGGAGCCAAGAGACUAUGGUGGCUUUGCGGAUGUCUGGCGGAGAGGGUACAAGGAUCAGGAUGUGGCGUUAAAGGUGGUUCGAGUACGCCAGGAUAAUCGUGCAAGGCUUCGGAAGGAAGUAUCUUACUCAUCCAAAUAUUGCGCCAUUCCUCAGGAUCGAAGAUACAAACGCAAGACUAUGCAUGGUGUCCGUAUGGAUGCACAAUGGGAACUUGCCCCGUUAUCUGAAAAGCGGUGUACUAAGAUGGAACCUAACCGGUUAAGAGAAAUUGUCGAGGGAUUGCGCUAUUUGCAUGCGGCUCGUAUGGUGCAUGGCGACCUUAAAGGCGCUAAUGUUCUGAUCAAUGAUGAGGGAUCGGCAUGUCUCAUCGACUUUGGGCUGACAGCAAGUGUGCACAAUGUUGAUACUAUCGGCGCGAUUACUACUACGUCCAAUAGUACGGGUUCAACACGAUGGAUGGCGCCUGAGCUGCUCGACCCCGAGCAGUAUGGUCUUGACGAAGCUCGCCUUUCCUACAGAAGGGACGUAUAUGCUUUGGCGAUGGUCAUGUACGAGACACGCCCUGCUUUGAACGACGUUGUCGAAACGCUCAGCUCAUUCGAAAACAAACGUUCUAUCAUCCUGCAUCUAUCAGAUCGCGACGCAGGUUCGCCUUCGCUGUCGACGCAAGCUCAAAACGGAAGCGAAGUGGAUGAACUCGAAGAGACUUCGACGGACGUUUCGUCUCCCGCAAUGCUUCAUCGUGGAACCAAGCGCCCUGCGCCGGCAGACUUUGUCGACAUGAAACCUAGCCCGUUGCGAUCACAUGCUAGCACUGGGUAUAACUCCUACGACUCCCUGUACUAUCAACCCCGUCUCGAGCAGAAUUCGGGAACGUUUGUUGGGCUGAGUAGUGAUGAAGGUGAUAAGAAUGGUGGCCUACCCGCUCGCGAUGGAUUGAAUCUUGCCCGUACGAACUCCCAGGCCGGUUCAUCGACGACACGUCAGUUUGAAUUCCAAGCAGAAAGCGCGUCUUUUACUAUAGCGCUUUCAGGGGAAUUGUCACCAGAAGCGGUGCUCGAGAAAGAAAUUGAAAGGAUGCGCGAAUUGAUUGCUGAGCGGGAGCGGAAUCGUCUAAGAAAAGUUGUCUGA